Brenthis ino (lesser marbled fritillary) is the source of this 1533-nucleotide messenger RNA. The record is from the annotation of a GenBank genome assembly. NCBI's taxonomy places the organism in Eukaryota, Metazoa, Arthropoda, Insecta, Lepidoptera, Nymphalidae.
AUGACGUCAGCGAAAGAAAUCAGUGACGUCAUUGAUAGCAUUCAAACGGAAGAAGGGAAGGUACUAAAAUCAGAAAGAAAAGAAUCAAAAGAUUUGUCUGAACUUCCUCCGAUUGGUGCUUCUUUACAUAAAAGGCGUAGGGGUGAACCCCCGGCCACGUUGUCUGUUAAAUCGCCUCAAACACCAUCUGAUGCAGAAGGUUCUUCCCCCUGUACUGCAGGACCCACACCUGACGAAUCUUGGAAUGUACAAGACGGUGAUACAACAGAUCCCGAAGCAUUAUGUGAAAGCAUGAUCCAAAGAUUAAAAAAUCAAGAUGACCCGAUAUCCAAACGUGGCAAAGAACUGGCAUCACGAACAAAAGAUACUAUAGAGACUUUAGACCAACUUGAUAAAUUACUUGAGUUAUUAGACCAAUUUGUAACUUUGAAAGAACAUAAUGCUCGUCUCCUAAGGCGAUUACGAGAUGUAAAUCAUUUGAAGCGUCUCCAUAAUGCACAUAAAAAGAUUGAUGAAGAAAAUGAAAGGUUAAAAGAUGAGGCUAAAGAGUUAGAGUUAAUAAAUGAAGCAUUGGAUGCCGAAUUUGAAUGUGAAUACGGCCAAGCAAUUUUCGAUGCUGUAGUGGUUGGGGGGCGAAGUAUGAAACGAUCAGGUUCUAGAUGGAAGUCUGGUUCUAGGUUUCGCGGUUCUUUAUUAAGAAAGCAGAGAUCAAGGUCAGCGGGUGGAGAAGAAAGUGACGUAUCCCCGGGAACCCCGUUAAGACGAAGAUCUGAUGGGAUUUUCUCGAAAGAAGUUGAGAAAUCUAAAGUGUCUAACUGGACCAGAGUCAAGGCGGCUUUCAAAUGGGAAAAAGCCCAAUGGCCGCCCGCGACUAUAGGUGGUACGGCGGCCGUGGCGGCAGGCGCCAUGGUGGGCGCUGUUGCAUUAGCAGGCUCGAGCCCGGGUUCACUUCCCAACCCUGAACACAGGGACUCCGCUAGUCUGACCCCGGGAAGUGUCAUAUCGUUGACCCCCAACUCAUCAUGUGAAGAAUUGAGGAUAGACCAAGAAUUACGUCGACGAAGUUGUAUACGUAGCGAGGAACAAGACAGUGCAUAUCUUCAAGCGCCAAUGCAGGAUGAUAGUUCCACAUCUCCAUCACCGAACAAACUGCACAAGAGUGCGUGGAUCAAAAUGCGUGAUAUAAUUCAAACUCGUCGUGAAUCUGUCAAGAAAAAGACCAGGCUUCCCAAGGGAUCUCCAGAUGUGGUGCCUUCUAGAAGACGGUCUUUUAGUGAUGGUGGAGAUAGUGAUGCGCCGCCUGCUCUUACAUUGACUAUACCAUCUUCUGAAGAACUUGAAUCCGAAGGCUCUCAUCCACUUCUUCGCAAGCAGCGGUCUUUGGAACUUGGGGCCAGGCCACCCCAAAACAGACCACCUCGAGACUCGAAAUGGACCAGAGUCAAACGUGCUUUUCUGACUUCAGCAUCAGCAUCUGUACCGUCCAGCCCUAAUAGACACUCGGCUUUCUUUACUGAUGGAGGUAAGUUAGAU